AUGCGAAUACAAUCACACAGAGCACCACUGCUCCUCUCCGCACUUCUUUCCGGCUUCGCGUCCGCCGUUAGCUUCAAAUGUUCCGAUAUCAAGACAUCAGAUCACACCUUCGAUUUUAGUGGAUUGAAGGGUACACAUGAGGUGUUCCACUCAUCGACGAACGAGACGGAAGGUUUCCUAACAAAUACGACAUACGUACUGAACAUCUGUGAUGUUCUCCACGGCGCUGCGAAUCGAGAUGGAAUUACCUGUGGUACAACUAGAAAUGUCUGUGGCUUCUCGAAACGAAUCGCAAAUGAUACUCAUCACAGUAACUCGGUCUAUUACCCGAUCGCUGGUCUCGAUCACGUAGGCGAAGGUUCUAAGGACCCCGUCGCGACACCAUUGAAAGAGAUUAACGAGAACGAAGAGGGUCUGCGACUGAGGAUGGCUGGUGGUGAGUACGAAGCUGAAUCGGGGAAGAAGAGCCCUGCCGCUGCGAUCAUCGAUUUCGUGUGUGAUCCGGAUCGAUCGGGACUGGAGGGUAUUCCCUUGAUGGAGGAUGAGAAUGGUGAGAAGGAUAUGCAGAGGCGGGAUGGAGAGGAUCCUGUAAGGGAUCCGAGCUUGACAUUUAAGAGCUUUGGUCCUGAUGCGGAUGAUACUUUCAUCUUGAAAUUGGACUGGCGUACACGUGUUUUCCUUUGCGUCGCUGCCUACCUCAUCUUCGGCUCUUGGCUCAACUACAAUCGCUACGGUGCUCGUGGCUGGGACCUACUUCCACAUGGAGAUACCCUCCGUGAUGUGCCUUAUAUCUUCCAGGACUGGGUCCGCCGCGUGGUCAACACGCUACAGGGUAGCGGAUCAAGAGGCGGAUACAGUGCUGUGUGA
This is a messenger RNA of Penicillium malachiteum, 867 nucleotides long. RefSeq names its product autophagy-related protein 27. The record is from RefSeq and is a predicted model, not a curated record. The transcript is spliced from 3 exons. Lineage: Eukaryota; Fungi; Ascomycota; Eurotiomycetes; Eurotiales; Aspergillaceae. The coding region runs from base 1 to 867 and encodes 288 amino acids.